Messenger RNA from Apodemus sylvaticus (European woodmouse), 3842 nucleotides. RefSeq names its product ETS variant transcription factor 5 (gene Etv5). Lineage: Eukaryota; Metazoa; Chordata; Mammalia; Rodentia; Muridae. Gene Ontology annotation, cellular component: nucleus. Bases 192 to 1724 code for a protein of 510 amino acids. The transcript has 13 exons. Gene Ontology annotation, molecular function: sequence-specific DNA binding; DNA-binding transcription factor activity, RNA polymerase II-specific. Gene Ontology annotation, biological process: regulation of transcription by RNA polymerase II; cell differentiation. The record is from RefSeq and is a predicted model, not a curated record.
UGCAGGGCGGCGCAGAGUCCGGAGGCCGGCGCGCGGAGCGGUCCUCAGCCCGGAUCGCUGCGGCCCAGCCCGCCACCGAGUCGCGCAGACGAGCGCGCGGAGUGGCCGCUCAGGAGGAUCUCUUUACCACUCCCAAGAAACUACUCAAUGCUGAAGCCUUUCAAAGUGGUAGCAGAGACUUUGGAAGCACCAUGGAUGGGUUUUGUGAUCAGCAAGUCCCUUUUAUGGUCCCAGGGAAAUCUAGAUCAGAGGACUGUCGAGGGCGACCUGUGAUUGACAGAAAGAGGAAGUUUGUGGACACAGAUCUGGCUCACGAUUCUGAAGAGCUGUUUCAGGAUCUUAGCCAACUUCAAGAGGCUUGGUUAGCUGAAGCUCAAGUACCUGAUGACGAGCAGUUUGUCCCAGAUUUUCAGUCUGAUAACUUGGUGCUUCAUGCUCCACCUCCCACCAAGAUCAAACGGGAGCUGCACAGCCCCUCCUCAGAGCUGUCCUCCUGUAGCCAUGAGCAGACUCUUGGUGCUAAGUAUGGAGAAAAGUGCCUCUACAACUAUUGUGCCUAUGAUAGGAAGCCUCCCUCUGGGUUCAAGCCAUUGACCCCGCCUGCCGCUCCUUUGUCACCCACCCAUCAGAAUUCCCUAUUUCCCCCACCUCAGGCAACUCUGCCCACCUCAGCUCUCGCCCCUGGAGCCGGCCCAGUUCAAGGGGUGGGUCCUGCCCCAACCCCUCACUCGCUUCCAGAACCUGGAUCACAGCAACAAACAUUUGCGGUCCCCCGGCCACCACAUCAGCCCCUGCAAAUGCCAAAGAUGAUGCCUGAGAGCCAGUAUCCAUCAGAACAGAGAUUUCAGCGACAGCUGUCUGAGCCCGGCCAUCCCUUCCCUCCUCAGGCCGGAGUUCCUGGAGAUAAUCGCCCCAGCUACCACCGGCAGAUGUCCGAGCCCAUUGUCCCCGCAGCUCCUCCACCCCUUCAGGGAUUCAAGCAGGAGUACCAUGACCCACUCUAUGAACAUGGGGUCCCUGGGAUGCCGGGUCCCCCGGCACAUGGGUUCCAGUCACCCAUGGGAAUCAAGCAGGAGCCCCGAGAUUACUGUGCUGACUCAGAAGUGCCUAACUGCCAGUCAUCCUACAUGAGAGGCGGGUAUUUCUCCAGCAACCAUGAAGGAUUCCCAUACGAAAAGGACCCCAGGCUAUUCUUUGAUGACACUUGCGUGGUGCCCGAAAGACUGGAAGGCAAAGUCAAGCAGGAGCCCACCAUGUAUCGAGAGGGGCCCCCUUAUCAGAGGCGAGGCUCUCUGCAGCUGUGGCAGUUCCUCGUCACCCUUCUGGAUGACCCCGCCAACGCCCACUUCAUUGCCUGGACCGGCCGAGGCAUGGAAUUUAAGCUCAUAGAACCGGAAGAGGUUGCUCGUCGUUGGGGUAUUCAGAAGAAUCGGCCAGCCAUGAACUAUGACAAACUCAGCCGCUCUCUCCGCUAUUACUAUGAAAAAGGCAUCAUGCAGAAGGUGGCUGGGGAACGGUACGUCUACAAGUUUGUCUGUGACCCGGAUGCGCUUUUCUCCAUGGCCUUCCCGGACAAUCAGCGCCCGUUCCUGAAGGCGGAGUCGGAAUGCGCCCUCAGUGAGGAGGACACGCUGCCGCUGACUCACUUUGAAGACAACCCUGCUUACCUCCUGGACGUGGACCGCUGCAGCAGCCUGCCCUAUGCUGAAGGCUUCGCUUACUAAGUUUCUGAAUGGCUGCGUAGCCAAACCCUAGAGCUAGCCGUCCUCACGCAGGCCAACAAGGGCAGUGGUUUCGUUUGUGUUCUUGGCUGUUCCUAAAGCUUGCCCUUUGUGAGUAUUAUCAGGAGAACCCAAGCUGUCUCUGGAUUCGACGCCCUUAAAGACAAAUACCUUGACUAGGGAGUGGGAACAGGGAGAGACAGAAAAACCACCAGUUCCUGGGGAGACAUGGAAGUUCUCCUCCUUACCAUCGUGGCCAUUACGAGCAGAGCAGUAGAGCAGCCUUCAGGUUAGCGCCCACGAAAGGGGACCGAGUGUAUGACAAUCUGCGGUGAUCACGGACUACUAAAUGCCUUCACCCAGGAGGCUUUGACUUGCACAAUUCUUUGGAAAGAAACUGCACACCUGUAGGAAAGUCGAUAAGGCUGGGUUAGGGAGGCUCAGACCGUUGCGGCUUGAAAUUGCAAAACUCUUAUAGCUCAAUCUGAAAAUUUUUCCAGGAGAGCUAUUACUCCAUGGUUCUCAGACUCGCUUCUCUUAGGCCUUCCAGCGGUCACCAUAAGUAAAUCAAGUCCCCCUCCUCCCAGGCACACGGCUGAGCGCAGAUGGCUUGUUUUAGAAAGAUGAUAAACAUGACAGUAUUGUUUUGCUUUGAUUUGGGGGGGGAUCAUUUUGCUUUUUGGUGGUUGUUUUGGGUGAAAAACAGUUUAUAUAAACUGAUUUUUGUAGUUUUGGUAUUUAAAGCAAAAAACAAACAAAAAAAAACCCUUUUGGUAAGUGCACUGCAUCCCUUAGAUGGGGCAGCAGCCUGAGGGGCUCCCUGGGGCUACACCCGCACCGCACCCCACCCCACCCCCCACCCCCCCACGCCACUUAGAAGCCUGCUUGGUGCUUUCUGCACCAGACAACCUGUUGAGACAUUUAACCUGAUUUGUACAUUUUUGAAGUGUGCAGGGCAACCUGGACACAGCUUAGAGUUCCGUGUGUAUAGUUCUCCAUGCUCCCUAAGUCCCCUCUGGGAAGCAGAUGUACAUAUUACAUACGUGUCAUGUCCACUUAACAACUGGUCACCUGGAGGGAACCCAGGCAUCUGCUUCAGUUUUUCUUUUAGUUUUGGACUUUCAACCCUGCACAGCGGUUCCCUGGGGUCUGAAACUUACCUGUCCCGUACAGGUAAACUCGUGCUAGCUAGCAUUCUGGCUUCCUGCUACUUUUUUUUUUUUUUAAUUUUUUUAUUCUGAUUGCUGUAUUAUAUUGGGAAUGUUCUAAACAACCAAACUAAAGCUGUGUAAAGAUUGGGUUUGGAGUGGUGGGAGACAGCAGGAAGCGCCAAUGCCUUGCUGCCUGACUCCUUGUUGACAGGAAGUUGUUGUCCUUGACACUCCACACAUUGUGUUCCUCAUGUGGGUACGGGACACAGAGCUGACUGAGCGUGGGACAUUCUCUGCUGUCCCACGAGUGAGGCACUCCGCAGCCUUCUCAUGACUUGCAACAAGAGGUUCACAGGGGUGAGGGGUGUGUUUUAGAGCUAUGAGAACCUGAGGUUUUCUUCUCAAAGCUAGUCAUCCCACAGAGGCGGCAAACCCGAAGCUUGGGCCUUAAUUAGCAUUGUACUCUGAUGAGAGGACUUUUUCAUAAGCAUAUUUAUAGCUUUCUAAUCUAUACACAAUCUAUACAUAGAUGCGUAUUUUACCCCAGCUGGCUAGAGAUUUAUUUGUUGUAAAUGCUGUAUAGAUUUUUGGGGUUCUCUUUUGUUUUUCCUCUUUACUUAUACUGGUUUGGGGUUUGUUUUAGUUUUCUUUAAUGAAUUUAUGCUGUUUUGAGGGGGGCGUUGAGAAGAAUCUUCUGUAGCCUGAGCUGCCCCUCCCCUGUUUUGACGGCCCAGGCCGGACAGUAGCGCCACUUUGCAUUUCCACGGACUGCCCGCAGAGCGUCCCCUUCACGCCAGGGGGGCUUCUUUCCUGCAUUUGCUUCUUUCCCAGCGUGGAGCAGUCCACAGUGCAGAAAGGCUUUAGCCUACCGGUUGAUUUGACGUCCUUCCCCCUGCACCGGGCUGUGUACACCCUGCCGAGCUGCGUUAUAUUCUGUACUGUGUACAAUAAAGAAGAUUGCUUUCCUUUA